UUAAAAAGAAGAGUGAAAAUGGUAAACAAGAUGAAAAAUUGGAAACCUGUUGAAAUAGAUGGUAAUGUGUUUAGUAGCGGUUUUGAAGGAUUAAUUGGAAUAGAAGAAUGCACUGAUUAUGACUUGGGAGACCUUGUUGAAACUAAAAAUGUAAAAAAGAAGCGAAAGAAGGAUGAUACUAAGCAACCUAAUAAGGCAAAUAAAAAAGUAAAAGAAAUUAUUGUUAAAUCAGAGCCUAAUUUACUUUCACCAUCAAAAAGUGGCGAUACAUCUAUUUCUGAAGUUACAAGUUUAGAAGAUGUGGAGGAAUUUGACACAUCAGCAUGGCUGAAUUUUGAUUUACCUGAAAGCAUUUUGAAAGCACUAGCCGAAUUAAAAUUUAAAGAACCGACACAAAUUCAGUCUUUAACCUUGCCAUCAGCUAUAUUAGGAAGAAAAAAUAUAUUGGGGGCUGCUGAAACUGGCAGUGGUAAAACACUUGCAUUUGGUUUACCUAUAUUGACAGGUAUUUUAAAGAUUAAAGAGAAGGAUGGUGAUAACAUUGAAGAAAAUUCAGAUGAUUCUGAAGAAGAAUUAGAAGAUUUGGAUGAAAAUGGCCAUGGCUGUGUUAAUGCAUAUAAAAUCAAAGAAAAACAUCCACAAAAACCUUUGUAUGCUUUGAUAUUGACACCCACAAGAGAGUUGGCAAUGCAGAUUAAAAGUCAUUUAACAAAGGUGGCAAAAUAUACAGGAAUUAAUAUUGCAGUGGUUGUCGGAGGAAUGGCUGCAGUAAAACAGGAAAGAUUGUUGGGGAAAUUUCCUGAAAUUGUAGUUGCUACUCCUGGAAGGUUGUGGGAGUUAAUUCAACAGGGAAAUCAACAUUUAUCACAGGUUGAUAAAAUAAGAUUUUUAGCAAUUGAUGAAACGGAUAGAAUGCUUGAAAGGGGUCACUUUCAAGAACUACACAGUUUAAUAGAAAAAAUAAAUGUCGACGAAGAAAUCUUGAAAAAACGACAAAGCUUCGUAUUUUCCGCCACUUUAACGUUAAUUCACGACAUACCAAGACAUUUAAUCAACAAACAAAAAAUAAAAGGCCGCAGAAACCUCAAGGACAUGACGCCAGAGCAAAAACUACUCAAAAUUGUCAACUCGCUGGGAAUCAAAGAUCCGAAAAUCGUUGAUAUAACCCAAGGGACAGGAACGUCUUCAACCCUUACAGAGUGCAGAAUAACAUGUAAAAUAACAGACAAAGAUUUCUAUGUGUACUAUUUCCUACAAAAACACCCAGGCAGAACUUUAAUAUUCUGCAAUUCCAUCGGUUGCGUUAAGAGACUGAACACCCUUUUAACUUUACUGGAUUGUCACCCCCUGCCACUGCACGCUUCAAUGCAGCAAAGGCAGAGGCUUAAAAAUCUCGAAAGAUUCACGGAAGACGAGCUCGGUAUUCUUAUAGCCACCGAUGUGGCCGCAAGAGGGUUGGAUAUACCGAGUGUUGAGCACGUUUUGCACUAUCAAACUCCGAGAACGAGUGAGAGUUACGUGCAUAGAUCUGGCAGAACAGCUAGAGCGUCUAAAGAGGGCAUUACCGUUUUGUUGAUUGAGCCGACCGAACUUCCCAACUAUUUGAAAUUGUGUAGGACCCUUGGAAAAGAUGAAGAUUUACCAAUAUUUCCAGUACAAGAAAAUUACCUAAAUGCAGUAAAACAGAGGGUAAAUUUGGCAAGAGAACUAGAUAAGUUGCAGUUACAAGUUAAAAAGGCAACAUCUGAGACAGGCUGGCUAGAAAAAGCUGCUGAAGAAAUGGAUAUCAUUGUAGAUGAUAUGGCAAAACGGUACGACACCAAAGAAGCCCAAAAAAGCAAAAAACUCGCCGAAAUCAAACGGAAACAUUUGGCAUCCAUGCUAUCAAAACCCGUUUUCCCCAAAGGUUUCAGUGGAAAAUACCCCCUAGCAACUGGGGAGUUGGUACUACCAAUGGAGGUAACUGACCAAAAUGAGAAAGCAGUUGACGUUAUGAAAGCAGCCGUAGAAACUUAUUCAAAGCAAAAAAGCAGGUUUGUAAAGUUGUAUAAAGGCAACAAAAAGCAACUGGAGAGAAAAGAUGGAGUUAUCAAAUUGCCAAAGUUUAAGAAUGAAGGCAAGAAAGGAAAAAAGUUUAAGAGGAAAUAAAUGUUAAAUACAUGAAUUUUAUUUUAAUAAACGUUAAGUA
This is a messenger RNA of Brassicogethes aeneus, 2188 nucleotides long. The record is from the annotation of a GenBank genome assembly. Lineage: Eukaryota; Metazoa; Arthropoda; Insecta; Coleoptera; Nitidulidae.